Triticum turgidum subsp. durum (durum wheat) is the source of this 1392-nucleotide messenger RNA. The record is from the annotation of a GenBank genome assembly. NCBI's taxonomy places the organism in Eukaryota, Viridiplantae, Streptophyta, Magnoliopsida, Poales, Poaceae.
AUGGAGCUGCUGCUCUUGCUCACCGUGCUUCUCUUUGCGCACGCGGUGACCUACCUGGCCUGGGCGGCCGCCGUCCGGCGCCGGCAGUCGCGGUGCUACCUCCUGGACUACGUGUGCUACAAGCCGUCGGACGACCGCAAGGUGACGACGGAGAUGGCCGGCGCGCUGAUCGAGCGCAACCCGCGCCUCGGGCUUUCCGAGUACCGCUUCCUCCUCCGGGUCAUCGUCGGCUCCGGCAUCGGCGAGGAGACCUACUCCCCGCGCAACAUCGUGGACAGCCGGGAGGACGCGCCGACGCACCAGGACGCGGUGGAGGAGAUGGACGCCUUCAUCGACGACGCCAUCGCGGACCUCUUCGGCAAGAGCGGCGGCUUGAUCAAGCCCCGGGACGUGGACGUGCUGGUGGUGAACGUGUCCAUGUUCUCCCCGGCGCCGUCGAUCGCGUCCCGGAUCGUGCGCCGGUACGGCAUGCGGGAGGACGUGGCCGCGUACAACCUGUCCGGCAUGGGGUGCAGCGCCGGGCUGGUGUCGCUGGACCUGGCGCGCAACGCGCUGCGCACGCGGCGGAACGCGACGGCGUUGGUGGUGUCGACGGAGUCCAUCGCGCCCAACUGGUACCCCGGCACGGACAAGUCGAUGAUGCUUGGCAACAUGCUGUUCCGGUGCGGCGGGUCGGCCGUGCUGCUCACCAACGACCCGGCGCUGCGCGGGCGGGCCAAGAUGGAGCUCCGCUGCCUGGUGCGCUCCAACAUCGCCGCCAACGACGACGCGCACGCGUGCGCGCUGCAGCGGGAGGACGCGGACGGGCGCGUGGGGAUCAGCCUGAGCAAGGCGCUCCCAAAGGCCGCCGUGAGGGCCUUCACCGUGAACCUGCGGACGCUGGCGCCGCGCAUCCUCCCGGUGACCGAGCUCGCGCGGUUCGCCGCCGGCCUCAUGCUGAGGAAGCUCUCCUCCUCCUCGCGCAAGCACGGCGGGAAAAGCGAGGGACCGAAGAUCAACUUCAAGUCGGGCGUGGAGCACUUCUGCCUCCACCCGGGUGGCACGGCGGUGAUCGAGGCGGUGAAGCGGAGCCUGGGGCUGGACGACGGCGACGUGGAGCCGGCGCGGAUGACGCUGCACCGGUGGGGGAACACGUCGGCGAGCAGCCUGUGGUACGUGCUCUCGUACAUGGAGGCAAAGGGGAGGCUGAGGCGAGGGGACAGGGUGCUCAUGGUCACCUUCGGCUCCGGGUUCAAGUGCAACAGCUGCAUGUGGGAGGUGAAGGGCGACAUGGCCGACAAGGGCGCGUGGGCUGACUGCGUCGACGACUACCCGCCGGCCAACACCGCCAACCCCUACAUGGACAAAUUCGGGUGGCUCAACGACGUCGAGGGCGACACCGUCAUGCUUUAA